CAGCGCGUAGCGGAGCAGGGCCAUCUACUGCCCUAAAAUUACGCAUGGCUCCAGCAUACGAGGCUUUUAAGCUGAAGACUGCCUCAAGUGCAUUCCCCCUCUCCCCUUCGUAUCUGCUUCUGCUUCAUCGCUUGCAUCAGUGACUUCACGUUCAACAUCGUCAUCGGAGCAACAUCACGUAUUCGCGCCUCACAAUCGGACCGGACACGAUGUCGCUAUCAGUCCUGCCGACGGAGCUGCGACAAAUGAUAAUCGAGGAGGUGCUCACGACUCCUCUGUCACCGCCUAGCGUCCCCAGCGAAGUCCGUGGUCAGAAUUGGUUCUAUCCGAACGAGGAAAACAAACGAAGAUACUCGCUAGACGCCGAUGGGGGUUCGGCGGAGCAAAAUCCUGCUAUUGCAUUCAACAAGCAAGAGCCUUGGGGGCUCCAAUAUCUUCCAUUGCUGCUGAUCAACAAGGCCCUCAACGCUGAUACCGAGGAUGUACUGCGACGUGUUGGACGACACGUUCCGUCGACCCUCGAUGUGAUGCUUGAAGAUGAUGGCAACUUUAAGGCUACGUGGUUGCUGGUUCCACCGGCAGCGACAGAGACAGAGCGUCUGGAUAUCACCAUACGAACUUUGAAAUGCAUGAAGACUUUUGGUGCGGAGGGCUCGGAGAACGUGCCUCUAAAGCGUAAUGCAAACAUGUCGGUAGGGCGGCUGCUCCAACGUAUCACCAGCAUCGGUCUCAGCCCAUAUGCAAAGGACCGACAAACACAGGGUACUCAGGUUCGCCGGCUCCGGAUUACCAUUGUAACUCCGGCAGACGGGAAGAUUGGCGAGACUGAGGACGAGAGAGCGCCACUCGCAGCAAGGCUGAGCGAGUACUUCAGCAUGGGCUACUUCGAGGAUCUAGCUCAGAGGGUUAACGGUAUUGAAAUCUUCGUGGAUGACCGCAAAGCGUAUGCAUUUUCGAGCGCAAAGAGCUCUUUCGUUAUGGAGUGGUCGCACAAGUGGCGGCGCGACAGUGCCAUGGAAGAUUGAGAGAUGGCAGAUAGUCAGAGGCUAUUCUGGUGAAGUAUUUGUAGUACCAAUGACCGAGAUUUCGAUGAU
Paraphaeosphaeria sporulosa is the source of this 1094-nucleotide messenger RNA. RefSeq lists its product as uncharacterized. The coding region runs from base 210 to 1025 and encodes 271 amino acids. NCBI's taxonomy places the organism in Eukaryota, Fungi, Ascomycota, Dothideomycetes, Pleosporales, Didymosphaeriaceae. The record is from RefSeq and is a predicted model, not a curated record. The transcript is spliced from 2 exons.